AUGCCCCCCCACACCCACCCCCCUGGGGGCUUCGGCCUGCCCCCACCCCGUGCUACCGUCCUCUUGGCCAGACCUGUCUUCCUCUGUGUCCUUUGCCUCCUGGCGGCACUGCUGCCACCGGCCUCCUCCUGCCCUCCUCCCUGUCUCUGUUCCUCAGAUGGCCUGGUGGUGGACUGUGGGGGCCGGGGUCUCUCUUCCCUGCCUCCCCUGCACCUCCUGCCUCCAGGGAGUCGCUCCUUCCUGCUAGCCAACAACAAGCUCGCCUCGCUGGGAGCCUCUGCCUUCACUAACCUCUCCUUUCUGGAGGAGCUGGACCUCUCUAAUAACUAUCUAGAUAAUUUACCAGCUGGAUUAUUCAGAGACAUGUCCAACCUGACGAGACUGACUCUACACAACAACUCACUGACAGUAAUGGACAGAGACCUCUUCCAGGGUUUGGGGGGUCUUCAGAGUCUGGAUCUGUCCCUAAAUGGACUGUCCUCUAUUCCUCUGGGGCUACUGGACGAGCUGCAGAGCCUCAGGUGGUUGUCUCUAGCAGGUAACAGGCUUCAUGGUUUGGAGAGAGCAGCGUUUGAGCCCCUUGCCAACCUACAACACCUGGAAUUAGGACACAACCCCUGGGAAUGUGACUGCAACCUCCGCGAUUUCAAACACUGGAUGGAAUGGCUGCUGUACAGAGGGGGGAAGGUGGACGCGGUGGAGUGCACACUACCGAAGGAUCUGCGUGGGCGAGACAUCCGUGGCGUUCCAGUGGAAAUGUUCAACUACUGCCUCCAACUUGAAGAUGAGAAUGGAGGAGGUGACAGUUCCCGUUCUGGACAAGGAGGCGUUCGUCCCUGCAGCAGGAACGCUCUUAACCCCAGUGGGGCAACACCAAUUUCUGAUAACAGCGGCAACACUGGUGAUGACUCCUCUUCAAACACAGGAGGAGGAGGAGGUGGGGAGGCCCCAUCUGAUUGUGUGCGUGCCCGAUACCGACCCGUGAGCGUGCGCCGCGCCAUCGGUACAGUGGUGAUUGCCGGUGUGGUUUGCGGCAUUGUUUGCAUCAUGAUGGUUGCGGCCGCAGCUUAUGGCUGCAUCUACGCCUCCCUGAUGGCCAAGUACCAGAGAGAGCUGAAGAAGAGGCAGCCGCUGAUGGGAGAUGGAGAGGCAGACGGGGAGGAUAGGGAGGAGAAACAGAUCUCCUCUGUGGCCUAG
Molecule: messenger RNA, 1197 nt
Organism: Toxotes jaculatrix (banded archerfish)
Lineage: Eukaryota; Metazoa; Chordata; Actinopteri; Toxotidae
Gene: lrtm2a
Product: leucine-rich repeats and transmembrane domains 2a
Exons: 6
Coding region: 1-1197 (398 amino acids)
Cellular component (GO): extracellular matrix
Molecular function (GO): protein binding
Source: RefSeq, a predicted model, not a curated record